AUGGCAUUUCGGCUCCUCGCCAGCCUGGUCCUUGGACCUCAGCUGGCGGCGGGCCAGGCCUGUCAGCGCACUGUCCUCGAUGCUGUCACCGUCAGUGCUGCUGGCUGGGAGGAUGGCCCGGGAGGUCAGCAGCUGCUCCAGUUGACUUCUCGAGAGAUCCAUCAUCCUCGAUUCCGUCAACUGCAGGAACGCACAGAAAGCGACCCGUUGGCGGAGGCGGAGCACAUCAAAGAGGAGAUUAAGGCUCUGGAGGAAGAGCUGAAGAAUGCCAACAGCACCACGGGGGUUCCUAGUACGUCGACCACCACAGCGAAGCCGAAGAAGCUUUCGACCACUGUGGGCCGGACGACGUCCGCUGCCAAUGUCUCUGCCGCGCCGGCAGCUGCGACCAAUAAGACAGCAGCUACUGCGGCGCAUGCCAGUAAGGCGGCCCCCACCAACGUGUCGACAGCCAAGGAGACGGUGAACAGCACCGCUAGCAGCAAAAAUAGCACGGCCGCCACCAAAAGCAGCAACACCACCGCCAAGGCCGCCAAGGGCAACAGCAGUGUCUCUAAGGCCAGCACAAUAGGUGCAGGCGCGAAAGCCACCAAGGGCAACACCAGUGGUUCCACUACCGCUGCGCCGAAAGCUGCAAGCAAGAGCCCGGCCAAGGAAGCCGCCGGAGGAAAGCAGCUGCUCCAAAUGACGUCGCGGGAGCUUCAGGAGCCACCGCAGGAGCCGGAAGGUCCAGUGAGGGCCAUUGAGAAUGUCAUUGGUGGUCUGGUGGCUGCGGUCACUUCCAAUGCCACGACGACGACUGGUGAGGAGGCGCCAAACACCGGCGCUGCAGUAGAAAAGGAAGCGGAAGAGGCUGCCGAGCACAUCAGGGAGGAGAUCGGGGCACUCGAGGACGUCCUGAAUGGCAGCAACAGCAGCAACAUCAGCAUCAGUGCAGGGGAGCAGCCUGUGAUCCCGAACUGCUGCCUCGUCCAGCUGGAAAAUCACGAAGAGCCAGAAGGUAUGUCCACCCCAAUUGCUGGGAAGGAGAUUGAAUGGUGGGAGAUUUUGUUUUAUGGAUCCAAGAGCAAGAACGAAUAUGCCGCUCCACCAAUCACGGUCGUAAAGUAUGGAAGAAAACUGACGGUGUCGCAGACGGACAGCAAGUUCCGCUUCAUGACUUCAAAUUCGAGAGUGGCGCACUUGCUUGCAGGGAUCCGGUCCACCACUGCCGCUGCCCUCGUGGAAAUGGAGGCUGCCGUUUUCAGCUGUCGAAAGUACUCUCUCAGUGCAUGCCAGAAAGCUAGAGGACCUUUACAGUCCGAUGGUGAAAUCUUGGCCGGGGUACUCUUGGACCCGAUCCUACGUGGCUCGGGCCGUUCCUUUGAAGAGGAACAAGUGGAUGUGGAGCGCCCGGGGGCCAGACAAUUGUCGACUUCACAUGGCCCGUUGCAGGUCUUCCAGGCUAUCGUGGAAAAGGCACUGUCUUUAACGGCAGGCCCGAAGGAGGAGGCCUCGGAAGGAACUCCUUCCCACCUUUUGCCCGAGGUCAUUCUACGUCGCGCGGAACGAGACCGCACCGUUUCGGGGCGCAAUGUUAUCAACCAGCGGGCCUUGGAGAGGGGCCUCAGGGAGAAAUGGGGAGAACGUCUCCUCUCCUUCCUCCUCCCGGUGGCCAGCCAGAUGCGCUGCCUCUCCUAUGAGGAACUCAGGCGCCUUGGCUUCACUGCAAUACCUUGGAAGGAGUCGGACGUUCGCGUCCUUCUCAACACUCUCAGGGAUCGUGAAGUCUCGCCUCACAAGCUCCAACAGGUUUGGGACACUCUCAAGUGGUUCAGUCUGCUCGCCAUUGACGAAAUCUUUAGGCUCACAGAGAAGAAGAAGUCCCUCUCGGAGACUCUCGUCAGCACGGUGCACCGUCCAAUGAGAAAGGCCCUUGUUCCCUCCAAGGCAUUUGUGAUCCAGUUGGAGGAAACGGCGGCCAGGCCCCCUUCAGAACCCGAUUCUAGGAUCCAUUUGAUGGACUCCUUCAUCUGUGGCAUCGUCAGGUUUCCGCUUGGGACCAGUGCUCGCUUCAGUGACCUUCAGCACACUAACCCGGACACCCUUAAGGUCACCUCCGCCACGGUGGAGCUGGCAGCUUGGCAGACAAAGACCCACUCGGCGGUGACGGUCAAGAAGAAGCCGGUCCCCCUCAUCUGCCCCAAGUAUUCCUUCUCAGGCAAGGACUGGUGGACUCCCCUGAUCGCUACCUGGCGCAAGCUCGCAGCUGGCUGGCCUUGGCAGUUCCCAAGUCCCACGGAGGAAUGGCUGAUGUCACCAAGGCGCAUAGGCGCAUUAAGGUUCUCCUCCGUGAAUGGCGCUAUCAGGUUGCCCAGCUUGGUGUGCACGGCAAGUGCUCAGCUCUACUGGGGCCGCAUGGCAGCCAUCCUUUUGAGGAUUGCCUACGCGGUUUUCCCUGAAGUUGACUGGGGUUUUGUGUUCGUAGACGACUUUGCUUGGUUGCUUCGCAAGUCCAGCUCCUCCCUGCUGGCUACCUCUCUGUGUCUAUUGCUGCUUGCAUUGGGUACCCCCCUAAGCUGGAAGAAAACGUUACUUGCCGAGGUCAACACCUGGUUGGGUUUCGUCAUCGACCCCAAGGGUCCCUGUGUGCAGAUGGCCCGUGACAAGCAUCUGCUUGUAGUGGGCAUCCUGGAAGAACUUAAGAGUGGUAAGGUCAUGUCGGCAUCUCAGAUUGCCAGUGCCUUGGGUAGACUGCAGUGGGCGACAACGGCUUGUCCCCGCACUAAACCCUUCCUCCAGCCCUUCUGGGCUUGGAAGAAGGCCUGCUUGACAGCAGGACGACCGGGAAAGCUGAUCCGUGCAUUCUCUGCUCUCUUGCUCUCUCUUUUCGAUCAAAAGUUCCGGCAAGCUUCGCCGUACGCACCGCUUGCCAUUUGGUCAGGGGCUAGUGAUGCUAGUGCCUCUGAUGAUGGCAGUGCCUUUGUGGGCGGCUGGCUCUCCAACACGGGAUGCCCGAAGAAGCGCAUCGCGGCCUUAGAGAUGUUCGGCACCCUGGUUCUUGCCCACUUUCUCAUGGAGAAGGCGCCAACGUUCAUCCCGAACCUCAGGAUUCCCCUGGUCAGCGACAACCAAGGGAACGCGUACUCACUCCUCAAUGAUAAAUCCAAGAAGAUGCCCACCUCGGUCAUCCUCAUGGAGAUCCUGCUUCAGUUGCACGUGCACGGCAUGCAGCUCGCGCCGUCGCACAUUAAGAGGGACUUCAAUACGUGGGCAGAUGAGCUGACCCAUCCGAAUUUCCAUGGUUUCACACCCUCUCUUCGCUUGCCGGUGAAACCCGUGCUCAAGCAUUUUUCGCUCGUUCGUUCUAUUCUUGAAGAUCGGAUCUUUGAUGAGCCAACCGACCUCACCCAUGGGCCGGUGCAGGGCACCCGGUGA
Messenger RNA from Symbiodinium sp. CCMP2456, 3417 nucleotides. The record is from the annotation of a GenBank genome assembly. Lineage: Eukaryota; Dinophyceae; Suessiales; Symbiodiniaceae.